This is a messenger RNA of Penicillium verrucosum, 1257 nucleotides long. RefSeq names its product glycoside hydrolase family 76 protein. Gene Ontology annotation, molecular function: mannan endo-1,6-alpha-mannosidase activity. Gene Ontology annotation, biological process: carbohydrate catabolic process; fungal-type cell wall biogenesis. The record is from RefSeq and is a predicted model, not a curated record. Bases 1 to 1257 code for a protein of 418 amino acids. The transcript has 3 exons. NCBI's taxonomy places the organism in Eukaryota, Fungi, Ascomycota, Eurotiomycetes, Eurotiales, Aspergillaceae.
AUGAUGACAUGGUACAAAGAAAAUGGAACGGAUAACCCAGGUUUUAUCUCAAAAUCAUGGUGGACAGGAGCCGCUUUGUUUCUGGCUUGUCUCAACUAUUGGCAUGCGACCAACGACACAACCUAUAACGAGGAAGUCAGCAUCGGCAUGCAACAUCAGGGAAGUCCGACUGGAGACUACAUGCCUUCGUGGGCAUCAGGCAUAGGAAAUGACGAUCAAAUGUUCUGGGGCCUCGCAGCGAUCACAGCAGCGGAAUAUAAUUUCCCGAAUCGACCAACGGGCGACACCUGGCUCACCCUUGCCGAGGGUGUUUUCAAUGACCAGAAAGACCCAGAUGGAAAAGGGUGGGAUACGACUGUUUGUGGAGGUGGUCUUCGCUGGCAGAAGGAACUCUGGCAAAGUGGAUAUACCAUGAAGAACGCGGUGUCGAACGGUGGCUUUUUCAUGCUCGCAGCUCGUCUCGCUUGGUUCAAACAAGAGAAGGGGUAUGCUACUUGGGCGGAGAAAGUCUGGGACUGGUCUACCUCUGUGAAUCUGGUCAAUGAUACAACCUGGGAAGUGGCAGAUAGUGUCCGACAAGGCACUGGAGGUCCCGAUGGUUGCAGUCUUCCUGACCACACCCGAUGGACCUACAACUAUGGUACCUAUGCGUCUGGUGCUGCGUAUAUGUAUGCAUAUACGAACGAAAAUAAAUGGCUCGAGAUCACAACCGGCCUAGUGGACGCAAUCUUUACUACAUUUGCCCUACCUGAACACGGAGGUGUGAUCACAGACUGGAACUGCGAAGCAUCAAGCCGAUGCUAUGUAGACGCCAACGGCCCACUUUUCAAAGGCCUUACAGUGUCCUGGCUUUCAGAUAUUGCAUUGAUCAUCCCUGAGUUUAAGGAGAAGAUCCUACCAAAACUCCAAGUUUCCGCCAAAGGUGCUGCAAAUUCAUGCACCGGAAACAACGAAAACCUCUGUGGAAACCACUGGUACGGCGGAUACGACGGACAGAAUUCAAUGGAGAAUGCCAUCAGUGGAAGUCAGAUCAUGAGUGCUGUGAUGCUGAAAUUCCUAGGCGAUUCCUCAAAACCAGUAUCAACUGCCACCGGAGGAAAUGGCUCAAGUGACCCGAAUUCCGGUACGAGGAAAACGUCGGGGCCUGAGACGUUGGCACCUAUCACGACGGCAGACAAAGCAGGAGCUGGAAUCCUGACGGCGGUUUUCGUGUGUCUUACGGUAGGCGGGUUGGUCUUUUUGUUUAUGAACCCCUGA